Messenger RNA from Bombina bombina (fire-bellied toad), 1560 nucleotides. RefSeq names its product doublecortin (gene DCX). NCBI's taxonomy places the organism in Eukaryota, Metazoa, Chordata, Amphibia, Anura, Bombinatoridae. Gene Ontology annotation, biological process: intracellular signal transduction; photoreceptor cell development; retina development in camera-type eye. Bases 63 to 1163 code for a protein of 366 amino acids. The record is from RefSeq and is a predicted model, not a curated record. Gene Ontology annotation, cellular component: axoneme. The transcript is spliced from 8 exons.
GUCAGUCCAUCAGCAUCCUCAGAUUGUACCAGCAGCAAGCCGAUCCACAGAGGUAACACGAAAUGGAGCUCGAUUUUGGCCACUUUGAUGAGAGGGAUAAGAGCAGAAAUGCUCGAGUUUCUCGUAUGAACGGCUUGCCCAGUCCCACUCACAGUGCCCACUGCAGCUUCUACCGUACCCGCACUUUGCAAGCACUUAGCAAUGAAAAAAAGGCCAAAAAGGUUAGGUUCUACCGUAAUGGUGAUCGCUACUUCAAGGGGAUAGUGUAUGCAGUGUCCUCAGACCGUUUCAGAAGUUUUGAUGCCCUGUUGGCAGAUUUGACCAGGUCGCUGUCUGAUAACAUCAAUCUGCCUCAAGGUGUACGCUACAUCUACACUAUAGACGGAAUGAACAAGAUCUGCAGCAUGGAUGAACUGGAAGAAGGUGAAAGUUAUGUUUGCUCAUCUGACAACUUUUUCAAGAGACUGGAAUACACCAAGAACGUAAAUCCCAACUGGUCCGUCAAUGUGAAGACCUCAGCUGCUCUUAAAUCCCCACAGUCGCUAGGUUCCUGUAACACCCAGUCCAGAGAGAACAAGGACUUUGUGCGUCCCAAGUUGGUUACAAUUAUUCGGAGUGGUGUGAAGCCACGGAAAGCGGUUCGGGUCCUCCUGAACAAAAAGACAGCCCACUCCUUCGAACAAGUCCUCACUGACAUCACUGACGCCAUCAAACUGGAGACUGGAGUGGUCAAGAAAUUGUAUACAUUGGAUGGAAAACAGGUGACUUGUCUUCAUGACUUCUUUGGCGAAGAUGACGUAUUUAUUGCUUGUGGCCCAGAAAAAUUCCGCUAUGCUCAGGAUGACUUUUCUCUUGAUGAAAAUGAACAUUCUCCCAACAGGAUUUUGGCUUCCUCAGAGUGCCGUGUAAUGAAAGCAAAUGCCGGCCCCCCAACCAAGCCCAAUAGUGCACUGAAAAGUUCAGCCAAGAGCCCUGCACCAACUCGACGCAGCAAGUCUCCUGCUGACUCAGCUAACGGGACUUCAAGCAGCCAGCUAUCUACACCCAAAUCCAAGCAGUCUCCAAUUUCAACCCCAACAAGCCCUGGAAGUCUUCGUAAGCACAAGGACCUGUAUCUUCCCCUGUCUCUGGAUGAUUCUGAUUCCCUUGGCGAUUCAAUGUAAAGAGAAAAAAGAAGAUCCGCCACAAUGGUGCUUUCUAAUCUACGGACACAAUUGCAACUGUCACUUGUUUUUUUAUUUCCUUUUAUUUUGUGAUAUAUAAUUUGUGCCAUGUGACCCAACAUUAUGGGAAAUAGACUGAUACUGUUCUAUAAGGAAAUGACGAUGAAGCAGGCUUCAAAAUUAUUUUAUGCAAGUGUUCCCUUAAUCAGUUGUAUCUGUUCCACCACAAGGUGAUCUGGUGACAAUACCAUUAAAUGCAAAAGAUAUAUGUGGCAUUGUCACCAACCAUUAGAAAUUUAAGUAUUACCUAGAGCAACCCAACAAUCAAAUUCACUGCUUAAUAAAUAGGGACAUUGGGGAUCAGAUCAAUAAAUGUCCUGUUCCAUUUUGCAUUUUA